UCAGAUCCAAGACCGCGCCUACUUGUUUCAGACUGAGCACGUCGAGAGAAAGAUAACGGGACAAGCCGACAGCCAAGAAGCCUCCGAAUAGAAGUGGACAUCUAUACCUGUUACUCACAGCUGACAUUAAUUGCUCUGUAAAUCUUCUUUUGUGAGCCCAUCAUGCCGGUGGUGUUGCGUUCCUCGCCUCUCCUGUGGGCCCGUGUGGCUGCCAUGGUUUUCGCCUGCAUAGCGUUCAGCGUAGCUCUUUAUGGAGCGAGUCUAACCCACGGCACGGGUGACUGGUGCGUGUUCUGCUGGAGUUUUAGUUUUGUUGGAACUCUUCUGAUAAUCUUAGUGGAAAUGUUUGGCCUGCAGACUCGCGCCCCGGUCUCAUGGAAGAACUUUCCGAUCACGUUCGGCUGCUAUGCCUCCCUACUCUGCCUCUCCGCCUCGAUCAUAUUCCCCCUGUACUUCCUAAAGGGCUACGCUGGUCGCAGCGAGAUGAUCAACUGCCGCAUUGUGUCUACCGUAUUUUCUUGCCUCGCCACCAUCGCGUACUUAAGCGAGGUGAGUCUGAGUAAGGCUCGUCCAGGAGAAGUAGCCGGCUACAUGGCCACGGCACCAGGGCUGCUAAAGGUGUGCGAGACCUUCGUCGCCUGCAUCAUAUUCGUCUUCAUCAGCGAGCCCAUAUCGUAUAACCAGAAUGCAGCGACCAAGUGGUGCCUGGCCGUGUACUGCAUAUGCUUCAUCUUGUCGGCAGCCGUUAUCGUGAUGUGCGUAGGAGAGUGCACAGGUUGCCUGCCCUUCUCCUUCGCCCGCUUCCUGUCCACAUACGCCCUCCUGGCUGUGGGCUUGUAUUUGUCUGCCACCAUCAUCUGGCCCAUUUAUAAGUUUGACAAUGAGCACGGAGGCCAGAGCCACAGACCCAACAGCUGUGGCUCCAGCAUCGGCCUGUGCCCGUGGGACAAGCUGCUGGCCAUCUCGGUCCUCAGCGCUCUCAACUUCAUUCUUUAUCUGGCUGAUCUCAUCUACUCAGCCAGGCUGGUGUUUGUUACUGUUUAAGGGGUUUAGCGGGAAUUAAAAAGACAGAGUAACACAAGAGGAAGGCAAAACAAUAGAAGGCAGAAAGAGGGAAGUGGGUUGGAGAGUAGCGAUGUUGAAAUGAUAGGUCAUAAACUAUAUUCACUGUUAGCCAUAUUUUUGUCAUGCCUGUUUAGCAAUCACGUGUACAAAAAGUUAGACUUUGAAAAGGUUACACAAAAGUGUAAAAUGUAACAAAUGGACAAAAUUAAUUAUAUAUGUUAAAAAAAAUAAAGAUUGCAAUAAAAAAGAAUAUUUA
Sinocyclocheilus anshuiensis is the source of this 1321-nucleotide messenger RNA. RefSeq names its product myeloid-associated differentiation marker homolog. Gene Ontology annotation, cellular component: membrane. The transcript has 2 exons. The coding region runs from base 163 to 1044 and encodes 293 amino acids. Lineage: Eukaryota; Metazoa; Chordata; Actinopteri; Cypriniformes; Cyprinidae. The record is from RefSeq and is a predicted model, not a curated record.